UAUUGCCAUCGGAUUCUUGAACAAAAUGAAGCUUACACUGCGUCGUUUCUCGUGGCUGCUGACUCUGCAGUUCUCCCUGCUGGUGGCUGAUUUGUUUUUCAACACCUUUGGCUCCUGGCUGGCUAGCAAACAGCUACAAACUGCAAUAUUUUUGUUUGUUACUCAGGACGUUUGCAUCAUCAUUGAAUAUUUGCUGUUCACCUUGGCUCUGCAUUCGACUUGCGUUUAUCAGGUGGGCGCUUCGCACAUAAUUCUACGCAACUGUAAGCUCUUCCUGUGCAGCAUUACACUGUACUUCCUGCUGUCCGCAUCGCAACACUUCUGGAUUGUCUACCAAUAUCGCCUGCCAGCCAGCUCUGCCACGGCACAGCAAUGGCCUUGGGCCCUUUAUGCCCUGGCAGUGUUGCAGCGCAUGGUCUCGGUUUUCUACUACUACAGUUCCAAGUCUACUGCGCUAACCAUGGCUGAUCCACGUUAUAAGGAAGAACAUUUAGAUUGGAUUGCAGCCCAGUUGGGCGAUAAGUAAGGAAGCAGUGGGCCAUAUUGUAGAUAUUACUGUUACAUAGAUAGUUUAUGCUCUAUUUUCGAAUAAUUAUAACGCAGCAAAGCACAAAUCUA
Scaptodrosophila lebanonensis is the source of this 618-nucleotide messenger RNA. RefSeq names its product transmembrane protein 138. Gene Ontology annotation, cellular component: cilium. Lineage: Eukaryota; Metazoa; Arthropoda; Insecta; Diptera; Drosophilidae. The coding region runs from base 26 to 526 and encodes 166 amino acids. The transcript has 3 exons. The record is from RefSeq and is a predicted model, not a curated record.